CAUCUCCUCGGCUUCCUCCGUCCCUCCCGGAAGCGCCCUGCCGCCGCCGCCGCCGCCGCCUCCUCGUCUCUUGCCGCGGACCAGCUGUCUUCGGCCGGGCUGCUUUUCUCGCUCUCGACGUCGGCGCCGCGGCCGCCGCUGCCAUGGGAGGCAAGAAUAAGCAGCGAACCAAGGGCAACGUGCGGCCUUCUAGCAGUGGUAGAGCAGCAGAACUUCUUGCCAAAGAGCGAGGAACUGUUCCUGGGUUUGUUGGCUUUGGGACAUCUUCAAGUGACCUAGGAUAUGUUCCUGCAGUUCAAGGAGCUGAAGAAAUAGAUAGCCUUGUAGAUGCCGACUUCCGAAUGGUGCUGAGAAAACUUUCCAAAAGAGAUGUGAUAACUAAAUUAAAAGCUAUGCAAGAAUUUGGGACAAUGUGCAAGGAGAGAGAAACAGAGAUCGUUAAAGGUGUUCUACCUUAUUGGCCCAGAAUUUAUUGUAAAAUUUCUGUUGAUCAUGAUCGCAGAGUCCGAGAAGCAACACAGCAAGCUUUUGAGCAGCUUAUUUUGAAAGUGAAGAAACAUUUGGCUCCUCAUUUAAGAAGUCUUAUGGGAUACUGGCUGAUAGCUCAGUGUGACAUUUACUCUCCAGCAGCAUCAGCAGCAAAAGUGGCAUUUGAAAAAGCAUUUCCACCAAGUAAACAACCUGAAGCCUUAGUGUUUUGUAAAGAUGAAAUUCUGAACGUGCUACAAGACAAUCUUUUGAAAGAAACGCCUGAUACACUAAGUGACCCACAAACUGUGCCAGAGGAAGAAAGGGAAGCCAAAUUCUUUCGAAUUCUGACCUGUUCUUUGCUAGCUUUAAAGAAAUUACUUUGUAUGUUGCCAAGUAGUGAGAAUAGUUCGUUGGAAGAGAAGCUUAACCCUCUCCUGUCUCAAAACAAAUUUUGGAAAUAUGGGAAGCAUAACACACCACAGGUUCGUUCAGCUUUUUUUGAGCUGAUUUCUGCUUUUUGUCAGCACGUUCCUGAGUCCAUGAAUGCUGAAGCGUCAAGGGUUUGCCCAGCAGUUCUUCUUAGCAUUGAUGACAGUGAUGCCAUUGUAUGCCCUGCUCUUUGGGAAGCUGUACUUCAUGUCCUUACUACCAUUGAGGAUUGUUGGAGUCAUGUGAAUGCAAAAAAGGGAGUCCUGCCAAAAUUGUGGACCGUGCUUCGAGAAGGAGGACGAGGUCUUGCUACUAUUAUAUAUCCUAAUCUCUUGCCAUUUAUGAGCAAGAUACCAUAUGGCAUGACAGAACCAAAGUUGGACUAUUCCAUUACAUUUUUCACUUCCAUCAUUCAAGGGUUGUUGACUGAAAGAGCUAUGGUUUGCCGUUCCGAAUGUUCAGCAAUCAUAACAGCAUUUAUGGAAUGUUUACGAUUCACAGUACUACAGAAUAUAGGUGAAGAAGAAGAAGAAAUUAAAAUACAAGAAAUGCUUAUAAAUGACCAGUUAAUUCCCCUCAUCGACACAGUGAUUAAAGAGCCCAGGUUACAAAAUGGACCUUUGUUUUAUGAGGUAGCUGACAUUUUAAUUUUUUGGAAAACAAGAGCAGAAUUGUCAGGUGCUGAUGGAACAGCUCUCACUUUCAAGAGAAUGUUGUUGAACUUUUGGGAGGGCCUUUCAAAUAUAUGUGUGGGACAUGUUGAUGUAAUAGACGCAGAUGAGAAAUCUUUGGCUGCUGUGUCCUAUUUGCUACAAAUCCUUCAGAACCCAGAAAACAAAAUGAAGCCAAACAAAAGAAAAGCUGUAAAAAUCAGAUUUCCAGAAGACAGUGAAGUUGAAAGCAACACUGCAUAUGAGAAUUGUGUAGAUAUGAGAAGUAACAAUGAACCUGGCACUCUUAUUCAUGGGAUUAAUGGACAACAUCUUUCAUCUCUACAGAAUGAAUCUUUAGAAGAUUUAGUUUGUAAACUUGCAGAACUGAGUAUUGUGUAUACCAAUGAACAAAGGUCUGACCAGCACUUAAAGUUUCUCUCUGCUCUGCUCAGCAACUUUGCUUCUAGUAGAGUUUUCAAGGUGUUGCUGGAAGAUAGGAACAAUAUUCAGGAAGCUGAAAAGCUCCAGUAUGAAAAUCCAUCUAUCCAGUUUCUGUAUGAAAACCUAAUAGGUUGGCUAAAAGAAGACUGGAGAAAAGAGACCGACUUCUUGGUUGAUAUUUUGUAUAGCAUUCUCCAUUGCUGCAACAGUGCCACUGAGAGAGAGAAUAUUCUCAACGACUUAACAAAGAUGGGGUUGAAGUGGAAUAUCCUCCUUCAGAUAAUUCAAAAGGCAUGUUCAGGCUCAGAGAAACAUUCCUUAAGUUCUACUUGGCUAAAAGGAGAUGUGUUAGGUGACAAGCUUGUAACUCUGGCUGAUGAUCUAUGUAACACAAGCUUGAAAACUACAGUAGCGUCAGAAGAAUCCUUUCAUUCGGAGAGAUGGACCCUACUAAGCUUGGUAUUAUCUCAGCUGAUUAAAAAUGAGUCCUUGAUUGGUGAAGUUUACGUUAAAAGGAUUAUUGAUAAACUUCAAGCAGCGCUGUCUAAAGCUAAGGAUCUUUCAGAAGCUGGAAAUACAGAACCAUCAGUGUCUUUCAUCUGUGACAUCGCCUCUAACUUUUUCAGCUCGGUGAAAGGAUGCUUGUUGAUGCCGUCCUCAGAAGAUUUGUUAUUCACCAUUUUCCAGUUGUGUGCACAGAGCCAGGAUGCAACACGUUUGUCAGAUUUCCUUGUAAAUAAGCUGAAGCACACUUGGUUGUGUGGCUUAACUACGCUUGUGCAUCAGCUUAGUGAUAUGCACAAAGAGAGCACCUUCCUGCAGAGAUCUGCGUUUUGGGUCAAGAACCAGCUUCAGUCUUCUUUGUUGGAUGUUAAAAGUUUGCAGGUUUUGGUCUCUACUGUCAGUGACUUAUUGACUAAGCUGCUGGAAGCUAAUGAAGUUUCUCCUUAUAUUAUGAAUGAUUAUAUUGAAUGGCUUACUCCAAGCAAGUUGGAAUGGGAAAAGAUGCGGGAAUCUCUGUCCAGUGAGUGGCUAAGAAAACCACUUUUGGAAGGAAGAUUGAGUAUGAACUGUGAGAUACCUGGAACAGAUUGGAAGCUUUGUGUUAUGACUAAACUUCCAAGCCACCUGUGUGUUGCAGCUCUAUUAAGUAGAAUGGCGCUAUUGAUACUGGAAAAAGGAGUGGUUUUUGAAAACCAUGAAAUGGAAACAAAAUUUGAAAAUAUCAUUGCAGAACAGUUGUAUGCCUUACAAUGGAUUGAAGAACUGGCCAAUCCACCUUGCCUGCUUGUUGAAUUUCUUCAUCUCCCUGAAGUAAUGAAUAUUUCAUGUGAAAAAUUACACAUUCACAGUGAUAUCUCCUGCCUCUUGCAAGCAUUAUUCAACAGAUCAAAAGAGAGUGGACGACUUUGGGCCUUAACCAUGGCUAAAUUUAUAGACACAGAGAAUAUUGCAUCUUGCAAAAUUAAAGCACUUUUCAGUACAACAGAAAGGUUUUUUCCAUUAACAGAAGGCAACUUGCACACACUUCAGAAUCUGUCUCCAUUUUUACUUGAGGAAGAUAAGGAAGAACUUGUCAUUCAGUGUACUGCUAAACUAAUGACGUGCAAUGAAACUGAACUCCUCGGUACUGAUGGAGCUUUUGGAUAUCUCGCUAUUUUAAAUUCCUGCUUGAAUUGUGAAAGCAUUGAUUAUGGAGAACUAAUGCCUGGAAUACUAAAAAUCAUAAUAUCGUGGCGAAAUGACUAUGAGAAGAGCUUUCUUUACAGCUGCAAUCUGCAAGAAGGAAACCCACAGUUGCUUGGUUUUAAUAUAGAGAUGAUCCGUUUUGUUUCUCUGUUACUGAAUAAUCCUUCCUCUUUGCUGGAGAGUGAGUGGGAUUUUGUCAUGUGUUCCAUGCUGGCAUGGUUAGAAACAACAAGUGAAAGCCAGGCAGUCUUUCCAGUUGUGUUGGUGCAAGUGUUUGCCUGUGUCAGCUGUGACUUGAGUGCUGCCUUGAGUUCUUAUUUCCAAGCAGCAACUCCAGAAACCAUUGAAAAACUUCCAGCAAACCUCAUAACUGAAUGGCAGGACUUCUUUUCUGAAGGCAUUCAUAGCUUACUUUUACCUUUGUUGGUAAAAGUCACACGAAAAGAAAAAGAUACACUGGAAACAUCAUUUAAGAACUCCAUGUUGAAAUCUUUGGGUAAAGCUUUAACAUACAUAUCAAAGGAUCAAUUAUUGAACCAUAAACUUUCUGCCAAAUUUGUUGCUGGCCAGAAGACAAACCUCCCUGGUAAACUGCAGACCUUGUUAAAUACAUUUUCUCCACUACUUCUCUUCAGAUCUAGACCUGUUCAAAUCACAGUAUACCACAUGUUAAAUAAGUUAAUGUCUGAUUUGCCUAAAUUUGACAAUGAGGAUCUCAAAUCUUAUGGUGAUGAAGAAGAGGAACUAUUAUUGUCUCCACCAGCAGCUCUUAUGACUGUUCUUGCCACUCAAGAAGACUUACUAGAAAACAUCCUAGAGUGCAUCCCUGUUGGAGAGUUUGCAAUGGUUCAGCCGCUGAGUGAGGAGUUUUGUCUUGUUUUAGGGUACCUUCUCACCUGGAAGUUAAUCCUAACUUUCUUCAAGGCAGCAACUUCUCAGCUGCGGGCUCUUUAUUCACAAUACCUUCGAAGAACUAAGAGUUUGAAUAAACUAUUGUAUCACCUGUUUAGGCUCAUGCCUGAAAACCCUGUCUUUCCAGGAUCAACAACUGAACUUCCAAAUAAGGAUAUAACAACGUACUUUACUGAAGAGCUUGAAUUAGACAUUAAAGACACAUCAACACUGUCGUCGCACAUCCCACACCUGGCUUGCUCUGUUUACUGCAUGACAUUAAAAGAUCUGCCAGCCAUGGUUCGCCUUUGGUGGAAUAGCUGUGAGAAACGAGUCUUCAACAUCGUAGAUAAAUUUACAAGCAAAUACGUCAGCAGUGUCCUUUCUUCACAAGAAAUUUCUUCUGUGCAGACCAGUACACAGUUGUUUAAUGGGAUGAUGGUUAAAGCUCGAUCCGCUACUCGAGAAGUCAUUGCUACCUACUCAGUUGAUGAUAUAUUCAUUGAAUUGAUAAUACAGCUUCCCCCAAAUUACCCGCUUGGCUCCAUAACUGUUGAGAGUGGAAAGAGAGUUGGAGUAGCAGUCCAGCAAUGGCGCAAUUGGAUGCUGCAGUUGAGCACAUACCUCACUCAUCAAAAUGGAAGCAUUAUGGAAGGCUUAGCACUGUGGAAAAACAAUGUGGAUAAACGUUUUGAGGGUGUUGAAGACUGCAUGAUCUGUUUCUCAGUCAUACAUGGCUCUAACUACUCUCUCCCAAAAAAAGCUUGCAGAACAUGUAAGAAGAAGUUCCAUUCAGCCUGUCUGUACAAAUGGUUUACAUCUAGUAACAAAUCCACCUGUCCACUUUGCCGAGAGACCUUCUUCUGAAAUAUGUCGCCGUCUUUGCUUCAGGGAGCUUCUCAAAUGAAAUCAAUAGACAAUCACAUCUGGAUUUAGCUGUGAAACAAGCUAAUUUGGUUUUAGUUUAUUUACAAAUAAAAAUCUUAAGACGUU
Messenger RNA from Elgaria multicarinata webbii, 5567 nucleotides. It is a transcript of the gene LTN1, whose product is annotated as listerin E3 ubiquitin protein ligase 1. The record is from RefSeq and is a predicted model, not a curated record. The transcript is spliced from 30 exons. The coding region runs from base 144 to 5441 and encodes 1765 amino acids. Gene Ontology annotation, biological process: rescue of stalled cytosolic ribosome; ribosome-associated ubiquitin-dependent protein catabolic process. NCBI's taxonomy places the organism in Eukaryota, Metazoa, Chordata, Lepidosauria, Squamata, Anguidae. Gene Ontology annotation, molecular function: ubiquitin protein ligase activity; ribosomal large subunit binding; zinc ion binding. Gene Ontology annotation, cellular component: RQC complex; cytosol.